AUGAGAUUCAUGCGGCCAUGGCUCGCAGUGGCGGGUCUGAGCCUGCUAUCCGCCUCGGCCUCGGCCGAAACACAGCAAUCAGCAUUUGGAGUGCAGACAACAGCAUCAGAUGGCUUUACUCACAAGCAUGAGGCUGGAAGAUGCGCUAUACGUGGACAUUGUGGCAAGCAAGGAUUCUUCGGAUCAGAUCUGCCAUGUCCUGACAACGGCUUGGCCGAGGAGCCCACCGCCGACACGCGCAAGACGCUCAUGUCUAUCUGUGGAGACAAGUGGGCUGAAGGCCCUGUGUGUUGCACAGAUGAGCAGCUGGGAGCCCUCAGCUCGAAUCUGAAGCGUGCCGAAUCUAUCAUAGGCGCCUGCCCUGCUUGCAAAGAGAACUUCUUUAACCUCUUCUGCACGUUUACAUGCUCACCCGACCAAUCUCUCUUUGUCAAUGUUACCGACACUGUCCCCAAGGGCGACAAACUGCUGGUCACCGAACUUGACCAGCUUAUCUCUGAAGAGUAUGGAAGUGCUUUCUACAACAGCUGUAAGGACGUCAAGUUUGGCGCCACUGGAGGCAAAGCCAUGGAUCUGAUCGGUGGUGGCGCGAAGAACUACACUCAGUUCCUCAAGUUUUUGGGUGACAAGAAACCUUUUGGCAGCCCCUUCCAGAUCAACUUCCCCAUCCCUAGCAAGGCAGACUUCCCUGGCAUGGAGCCAGGAUCCGACAAAGCGCACCCUUGCAACAGUACUGACGAGAGAUACAAGUGCGCUUGUGUUGAUUGUGCUGCUUCCUGUCCUGAGCUGCCUUCAGUCAAGGAAGCUCAUGAGUGUAAGGUCGGCGUGUUGCCUUGCCUGUCAUUCGCCGUCAUUAUCGUCUAUUCCGUCUUCUUGUUCCUGCUAAUCCUGGCUGUCUCUGGUCAUGUCGCUUAUGCUAAGCACACUAAGAGCCGCAACGAGCGCUUGAGAUUGCUGCAGGACGCUUCCCCUAGUGACGAUGAAGACGAAGGCGACAUUGUACACCAGGCUGGCCUUCUCGAGAAGCCUACCAGAAGCUACCCUCUAAACACGGUCUGUGACAGAAUAUUCUCACGUCUCGGCCGAACUGCUGCCAACUUCCCUGCUAUCACUAUCAGCUCUUCCGUUGUACUCGUUGCGCUGCUGAGUCUAGGCUGGAUGCGCUUCACCGUCGAGACUGACCCUGUCAAGCUAUGGGUUUCUCCUGACUCUGAAGCGGCAAAGGAGAAGGCCUUCUUCGACAAGUCCUUUGGUCCUUUCUUCAGAGCCGAACAAGCAUUCCUGGUCAACGAUACCCUGUCCACUGGCCCUGGUCCUGUACUGUCAUACGACACACUUAACUGGUGGUUUGACGUCGAGAACCGUAUCCGCAGACUGAAGUCAAUCAACGGUGGCUACACGCUCGAUGAUGUCUGUUACAAACCCACCGGAGAUGCCUGUGUCGUCCAGUCUUUGACCGGCUACUUCGGUGGUGACAUUGAUCUCGUCGAUCCUGACAUGUGGGCUGAGGAUCUCGAGGCUUGCGCUGAGACCCCCGUCAACUGUCUGCCUGACUUCCAGCAGCCACUCAACCCCCGCUACCUCUUUGGUGGCUACAACGGCAGCGUCAUCAAUUCUACUGCUAUCGUUGUCACAUGGGCUGUCAGCAACCAUGCCGAGGGCACUUUCGAGCUCGAAAGAGCCAUGGACUGGGAAGAGAGCCUCAAGGGACUCUUGCUCACUGUCCAGGAAGAAGCCUCAGAACACGGCCUUCGUCUGUCUUUCAACACCGAAAUCAGUCUCGAGGAGGAGCUCAACAAAUCGACCAACACUGAUGCCAAGAUUGUUGCUGUCAGUUAUCUGAUCAUGUUCUUGUACGCAUCUAUUGCUCUUGGCGCCACUACUUUGACUGUCAGAGAUGUGCUCAACAACCCUGCAAACGCUCUGGUUCAGUCAAAGUUCAUGCUCGGUGUCGUGGGUAUCCUCAUCGUUCUUAUGUCUGUCUCGGCAUCGGUCGGUCUUUUCGCUGCCGCUGGUGUCAAGGCCACUCUGAUCAUCGCUGAGGUCAUCCCAUUCCUGGUGCUCGCGGUUGGUGUUGACAACAUCUUCCUUAUUGUUCAUGAGUUCGAACGUGUCAACAUCAGUCAUGCUGAUGAACCAGUGAGUGAGCGGAUUGCAAAGGCCCUUGGUCGUAUGGGUCCCAGUAUCCUUCUGUCUGCGACUACAGAGACUGUUGCAUUCGCUCUCGGCGCUGCAGUUGGUAUGCCCGCUGUUCGCAACUUCGCCGCCUAUGCAGCUGGAGCAGUCUUCAUCAACGCCAUAUUGCAAGUCACUAUGUUCAUUUCGAUUCUUGCACUCAACCAGAAGCGUGUUGAGGCUGGUCGUGCCGAUUGCUUCCCUUUCAUCAAGGUAAAGGGUGCUGACUCCAACUCUAUGGCGAUUGCUGGUAUGCCUGGCUUGGCAGGUAUUGAGGAGGAAGGUUCGCUUCAACGCUUCAUUCGCAAGACGUACGCUCCUGCUCUCCUCGGAAAGAAGACCAAGACUGCCAUCAUCACUAUCUUUCUCGGAUUCUUCACCAUCGGUCUUGCUCUUCUGCCUAAUGUCGAGCUUGGACUUGACCAACGCAUCGCAAUUCCUUCCGACUCAUACCUUAUCAAAUAUUUUGAUGAUCUCUACGACUACUUCGAGGCUGGACCACCAGUCUACUUUGUUACCAAAGACCUGAAUGCAACUGCUCGUCAACAUCAGCAGCAAAUCUGUGGCCGCUUCUCCACUUGUGAGGAGUUCUCUCUCGCGAACAUUCUUGAGCAAGAACGUAAGCGCCCAGAGAUCAGCUACAUUUCCGACUCGACUGCCAGCUGGAUCGAUGACUUCCUAUUCUGGCUCAAUCCUUCGCUCGAGGAAUGUUGUGUCGAUGGAUCUCACACUUGCUUCGAGAACCGCAAUCCUCCGUGGAACGUCACUCUUCAUGGUAUGCCCGAAGGCCAGGAGUUCGUUUCGUAUCUGGAGCGUUGGCUUCAGGCGCCUACUACCAGUGAUUGUCCAUUGGCUGGCAAAGCUGCAUACGGCAAUGCUAUUGUUGUUGAUAAUAGCAGUCUGAGCAUCCCAGCCUCGCACUUCCGUACAUCGCAUACAGCUAUGCAUAGUCAGAGCGACUUCAUCGCAGCUUACAAGUCUGCACGUCGCAUUUCACACGAUAUCACUAGCCGCACAGGUGUAGAAGUCUUCCCUUAUAGUAAAUUCUACAUCUUCUUCGAUCAAUACGUCUCGAUCGUACGUCUCUCUGGAGCUCUUAUUGGAGGCGCUUUGGGCUUCAUCCUCGUGUUGAGCAGCGUUCUUCUCGGAUCUCUGGCCACUGGUCUCGUGGUGACUUUAACAGUCGGUAUGACUGUUGUGGACAUCAUCGGCACCAUGUCUCUGGCUGGAGUUUCGCUUAACGCUGUGUCCCUGGUCAACCUCAUCAUAUGUGUUGGUAUCUCGGUUGAAUUCUGCGCUCACAUCGCCCGUGCAUUCUCGGUGCCCUCGCCAUCGCUUCUUGAGCGCUGCCACAGUUUCCGUGGUAAGGAUGCACGUGCUUGGGCUGCUCUUGUCAAUGUCGGCGCCUCGGUCUUCUCAGGAAUUACAGUCACCAAGCUUCUUGGUGUCUUUGUGCUUGCCUUUACUCGCAGCAAGAUCUUUGAGAUCUACUACUUCAGAGUCUGGCUGGCACUCGUCAUCUGGGCUGCUCUGCACGCUUUGGUCUUCUUGCCGGUCGCUUUGAGCUUCUUUGGUGGAGUUGGCUAUGCAGACCCCGACGCAGAUGGCGGUCUCGAGCAGGACCUUGCUAGCAGACGUUACCGUGCUAUGAUGCCGGAUGAGGAGUACUACUCGGAUGAGUACUAG
Messenger RNA from Aureobasidium melanogenum CBS 110374, 3861 nucleotides. RefSeq names its product multidrug efflux transporter AcrB transmembrane domain-containing protein. NCBI's taxonomy places the organism in Eukaryota, Fungi, Ascomycota, Dothideomycetes, Dothideales, Saccotheciaceae. The record is from RefSeq and is a predicted model, not a curated record. The transcript has 2 exons. Bases 1 to 3861 code for a protein of 1286 amino acids. Gene Ontology annotation, cellular component: membrane.